AUGCAAGCGCCAGACCCGCCCCUUGCGGAGUGUGACUUCCCUUAGUAGCUCUGGCUUAACCACGCCUACUUCCGGAUGGGGGCUGGCCGAAGUGUCGGCCACAUGACUGUGUUCCGGCUCGGCAAUGAUGGCGGCGCCCAGGGCAGUAGCGUGAAAGUUGUUGGUGGAAGCACUGUCCCGUCGCGUUGGAAUCAAAACAGUGGGGACCCUGCGCCAUGUCGCGACUGAUUGUGAAGAACCUCCCAAAUGGGAUGAAGGAGGAGCGUUUCAGGCAGCUGUUUGCCGCCUUCGGCACGCUGACGGACUGCAGCCUGAAGUUCACCAAAGACGGCAAGUUCCGCAAGUUUGGCUUCAUCGGCUUCAAGACGGAGGAAGAGGCCCAAAAGGCACUGAAGCACUUUAACAAGAGCUUUAUUGACACAUCCCGGAUCACAGUGGAGUUCUGCAAGUCGUUUGGGGACCCAACAAAACCCAGAGCCUGGAGCAAACAUGCCCAGAAACCAAGCCAGCCCGAGCAGCCUCCAAAAGACUCUGCUACUCCAGAAAUUAAGAAAGACGAGAAAAAGGUGGCAGGUCAAUUGGAGAAGCUGAAGGAGGAUACAGAAUUCCAGGAGUUUCUGUCGGUUCAUCAGAGGCGGGUGCAGGCAGCCACCUGGGUGAACGAUGGCCUGGAUGCUAAGCCCUCGAGAGGGAAGAGCAAGCCGGCCAGCGACUACCUGAACUUCGACUCCGAUUCCGGGCAGGAGAGUGAGGAGGAGGGAGCCGGGGAGGACCUGGAAGAAGAGGCAAACCUCGAACGGAAGGCAGCUGUGCAGAAGGAGCUGUCGGACAUGGACUACCUGAAGUCCAAGAUGGUGAAGUCCGGGUCAUCCUCUUCCUCAGAGGAAGAGGAAAGUGAAGAUGAGGCCGUGCACUGUGAUGAAGGGAGUGAGGUCGAGGAAGAGGGUUCCUCCUCCAUCCAAACCCUGCAGGAAAGAGACGGCAAGGGUGUAGGCCAAGAGCAAGGAAUGCCUGCUGGGAAAAAGAGGCCACUGGAUACCAGAGCCGAGACAGAAAAGCCAGCAAACCAGAAGGAACCCACCACCUGCCACACUGUGAAGCUGCGGGGAGCCCCGUUCAACGUCACAGAGAAAAAUGUUAUGGAAUUCCUGGCACCCCUGAAACCGGUGGCCAUUCGAAUUGUGAGAAACGCUCAUGGGAAUAAAACAGGGUACAUCUUUGUGGAUUUCAGCAACGAAGAGGAAGUGAAGAAAGCUCUGAAAUGCAACCGGGAGUACAUGGGUGGGCGCUACAUUGAAGUGUUCAGGGAAAAGAAUGUCACCACCACCAAGGGUCUGCCAAAGAAUAGCGCCAAAUCCUGGCAAGGCCGGAUGCUCGGGGAGAAUGAAGAGGAGGAGGACCUGGCUGAGUCCGGAAGGCUCUUUGUAAGGAACCUGCCCUACACCAGCACCGAGGAGGACCUGGAGAAGCUCUUCUCCAAAUACGGUCCCCUGUCUGAGCUCCACUACCCCAUCGACAGCCUGACCAAGAAACCCAAGGGUUUUGCAUUCGUCACCUUCAUGUUCCCUGAGCACGCUGUGAAGGCCUACUCGGAGGUAGACGGGCAGGUAUUCCAGGGCAGAAUGCUCCAUGUGUUACCAUCUACCAUCAAGAAGGAAACCAGCGAAGAUGCCAGUGCCCUGGGAUCGUUGUCCUACAAGAAGAAGAAGGAGGCCCAGGACAAAGCCAACAGCGCCAGCUCUCACAACUGGAACACGUUAUUCAUGGGGCCGAAUGCCGUGGCCGAUGCUAUCGCACAGAAGUACAGCGCCACCAAGAGUCAAGUUUUUGACCACGAGACCAAGGGCAGCGUGGCCGUACGCGUGGCUCUGGGGGAGACUCAGCUUGUCCAGGAAGUGCGGCGCUUCCUCAUAGACAACGGGGUCAGCCUGGAUUCCUUCAGCCAGGCUGCAGCAGAACGAAGCAAGACAGUGAUUCUGGUCAAGAACCUCCCGGCAGGCACCCUGGCAGCCGAGCUGCAGGAGACCUUUGGCCGUUUUGGCAGCCUGGGCCGCGUGCUGCUUCCAGAGGGUGGAAUCACCGCCAUUGUAGAGUUCCUGGAGCCCCUGGAGGCCCGCAAGGCCUUCAGGCAUCUGGCCUAUUCCAAGUUCCACCACGUCCCUCUGUAUCUGGAGUGGGCUCCAGUCGGCGUCUUCUCCAGCGCAGCCCCACAGAAGAAAAAGCCCCAAGACGCACCUCCGGAACCCACAGAAAAGGACCAAGCAGAGCCAGAAACCGCGUCCAAUGGUGAAACCCCAGAAGAUGAAAAUCCAACGGAGGAAGGAGCGGACAAUUGUUCAGCAAAGAUGGAAGAGGAGGAGGAGGAAGAGGAAGAAGAAGAGGAGAGCCUCCCAGGGUGUACUCUGUUUAUUAAGAAUCUCAAUUUUGACACAACAGAGGAGAAGCUGAAGGAAGUGUUUUCCAAAGUGGGGACAGUGAAGAGCUGCUCAAUCUCCAAGAAGAAGAACAAAGCAGGAGCACUGCUUUCCAUGGGAUUUGGAUUUGUGGAAUACAGGAAGCCAGAGCAAGCCCAGAAAGCUCUCAAGCAGCUCCAGGGACACAUUGUGGACGGCCACAAGCUGGAAGUGAGGAUCUCAGAACGAGCCACUAAGCCAGCCGUGACAUCCGCUCGGAAGAAACAAAUUCCUAGAAAGCAGACCACCUCCAAGAUCCUGGUGCGGAACAUCCCCUUCCAGGCCCACAGCAGGGAGAUCCGAGAGCUCUUCAGGGCGACUUGCUCUCCUCCCAUGAGUGCUGGCAGCCUCUGCGGCAUCAAUCACUGGCUCCCGUGCUCCCUGUCCCCUGACAUGUCCCUGGGAGGCCUCCAACGCUUUCUGUCGAACGGUCCGCGCUGUGGCUUGCUGCUUGCAUCUUCUGCAGAGGCAUCUUGGCUGUCGUCUCCUGGUUGAUAGUAGGCCUGGCUUUCUUAGAAGCUCAGAUGUUGAAGCUACACAGUUACCUGAAACACACCCCAAUCUGUACCCCACUGGUCUGGAAAAGUGGUCCCCUCAUGGCUGUGACCUCUUGGUCUGAGACUUCCCAGGAGGACUCUGUGAGCAAGCCCUCUUUCUCUUCCCAACUGUGAGUAGGGCCAUUUGGAUGCUUGGGCCUUUUGCCAAGGGGGUGGGAGUGUCGGGCUUCCUGAUGUCAUGGGGGUUCUGGAGUGUUCCUCAUGGCAGCUGUCAGAAACUUCUAGAAUGCAAGCUCUUCAGAAACUACCCUCUCUAUCCAUCAUCAUCUCCUCAGCCUCUUUUUCCCACUUCUGCCAUCAUUUCUCAGUGGCUGGCAGACUCCAGCUAGAACAGAAGGACUGAGUUGAAGGACUAAAAUUGGUUACUGUGCCAAGAGUGGGGCAGAGUGUGACAAAGCAAAAUCCACAGUCAGACAGACACAGAUGCAAGUCCCGUGACCUCAGAUGAGACCUUCCCUCAAGGUCUCACAUGUGUCCCAGGAGGGCUGCCGCCCAGUGGAUCCGCUUUGGGCCUGAAGGGAAGCAGCGCGUGGAAGAGCAUUCAGCAUGGCACUGCAGGCACCCAGCAAGCGCUGCUUCCUCCCACUCCCCAUUUCCUGUUUCAGGCAUUAAGAGCCUGAUCAUGAGAGGGGCCAGAAAUCAGAAAAGUCAGGAAAAGACAAGCAUCCGUUAAUAACUCCACCUAUCAGGACUCCACAGAUGCUUUUUAUUGGGCACCUACUGCAUGCCAGGCACCGUUGGAACUGUUCUGGGUGUCGGCCAUUUAGUAGUCCAGCAAGGAAGACCAACCAUAAACCAACAGAGGGGGAAAAAUGCUCAGUAGAAGGUAAAGUCCCUUAACGUCGACAGAUGAAGCAGGGUGACAGCAAAUGCUAGUCUUGUGCAGGCGGGCUGGGUCAGAAUGCCUUCAAGGUGGCAUCCUCCACCAUGAUGCUGUUCUCUAUCACCAUUUAGCAGGGCGAUGACUGGGCUUAUAGGUUCCUCUGUUUGUCUCUGUGCUAAGCAGGUCUCCAGGGUGAUGGUGAGAUGCCUGGCUCUUGGCCCUCCAGGCCCAACACGCCCCACUCGGUGCAGACACACGGAACUCAGCUCAUCACCCACACAAAGCGUCUCAUUUCUCCCAUCACUGAAGAAUGAGGGGUUUCCCAGUAAGUGGCUUUGCCACCUAAUGCCUUUAAGUAUCAGCCCUCUGAAAAUAUUGACUAUUCGGUAGAAACCUUCCUAAAAUACACAGUGCCAUUUCUAACUAGUGCAGGGAAUCCUGAGCCCAGGCCACAGUCGGGGGACACGGCCAGACCUGCUGAGGUGUGUUUGCUGUUUGCCCCUGUCCUAAAUAGCCCAAGCUGCUGUGCUUUUCCAAUGGCUUUAAUAUUAUGUUUUGAUACUUUUUAUGUAAUCAAGGGGUCAACAAACUAAAGCUCACAUCCCCCCUCCAUCUGUUUUUAUAAAUAAAGUUUCAUUGGUACCUAGCCACACCCACUCAUUUACAUAUCAUCAAGGGCUGCUUUCACGCUACAGCGGCAGAGUGGAGGAGCCGCAAAGCUAAAAUUGACUGUCUGACCCUUUAUAGAAAAAGCGUGUUAUCCCUGGUCUAAUCCGUGGCCGCCCAUUGUCACUUCUUGAAGCCUUUUAGGAACCUGCCACGAUUAAUCCCAGUGCCUUUUUCAACUCCUCUGGGAUGAGAGAUUAAAUAAACAAGUUUGUUUGUAAAGUAAAAGUAAAUAGGCUUUCCGUGGGCCACAGGGCAGGGCUGAGGGCUUUCCCAUAGGUGACAGGCAGAAGCUUAGUAUGUAGGUUUCAGGCCUCAUUUUGUUUGCCGGGGCUCUUUUCUUUAUUUUGGCUUCUCUGGAGUCUUGAUCAGUGGGUGACAACAUCUCCCUGUGCAGGCUGUAGUAGUCAGGUGGCCUUACUACUCACAGGAUGUGACUUGCUUUGCUUUAAGCUCCUUAUUCCCUUAGUCUCUGUGCUGUCCCCUAAGUGGUGUCAUUGGCUCAUAUUCCAUUUGUGCCCCACAAGAGGAAUCUGGUUCCCUGAACCAUAUGCAGGGGGCUCCCCCUGCCACUGGAGGGCCCCUGUCAUAGGGAUGCCCUUGGGAAACCAUGUAGAUGUGUCUGGAUGCUGAGGUGUGUUACCUUGUUUCUCAGAGAGGUCAACACCCCGAUAGUCACAGACUCCUAUGUUGUGAAUCUCAAAUCUCCCUGGGAUGUUUUCCUCUUGGGCACUAAGCAGAAGCCAAUGUUGGUGACUGUGGCCUGCUGCUUGGCGCUGUUAAUGUGGAGAUGAUAAAUGGAGAGUCUUCUAAUUUCAUAGGGACUGGUUCUACCUACCCACCUCUACCCCUUGAUCCCUAUAAAACCCUACAAGCUCAGCGGAAAUCCUCCCUGUAUUUGUAAGAUCUUGUUGCUCUACUUUUCCAUUGAUUGCCCCCUUAUUCUCAUCACCUGCCUCCUCAUUCUCUAGGUAGAAGGAUCCAGGUCACUGGAAGAUUCCGGCCUUAGCUCGAGGAGUUAAAACAGGCCAGAGAGCAGCACAGUGCAGGGCCGGUGCAAGGCAGCCCUAGGCCAUCUGGAUUCAUGCUCUGCAAACCACAUUAGGGUUCUGAGCAUUGAAAUGGAUCCGAACCAAAUGAUAGGGCCCUUUCCGUGUGUGUAGGAGACGGGGCAGGGGAAGGAGUGGGCACAGAGAGGAGACAGCAGGUGCUGCAAAGUUGAGCAGCCACCCUGAAUCCAGCCUAUUCAGGAAGCGUGGCCAUCAGCAGGCGACAAGUGGCAGAAGUGGGUGUGAGCGGGUAACACGGUAUGUCGUCCUGCUCGCCACUGCCUGCUCUCUCUGAAACAGUAGGUCCAGCUCUCUGCUCUGUUUUACAAGAGAGCUCACCCCAUCUUCUCCUGCCUCGUCACUAACUUGGUUUCCACCCUCCGCCUUCCGGGAUCCUGGAACUGCAUCUUCAUAGCAACCCCAGUAUUGUUAAAUCCAGUGCCAGAGGUUUGUAGAUUUGGUGUAGACGUGGAGCAGCCCUGAGGCCCAGGAGUUCGUCCCUUAGUGGCCUUUCUUAGAGCAGCAGAAAUGGGCAAACCAAAGGGUGCCAAGUUAUGCACAGUGUUCACCACAGCUGGUGACUUCCUGGAUUCUCUCCCUCUCCUCUUGGACUUUCUGGAGUUACCGUGGAGAUAUCAGGCCUGAUGGAGAUAAUAGCAAAAAGCAAGAGAUGUGGCUGGUUAAUUGGUGAACCAUUUUUAAGCUAACAAACAAGCGGCUAUUUUGGUUUUUUUUUUUUCUCUUUAAUUUUUGUCCUUCCUCUUUUCAAACAUUUCUUGUACUGAGGAUAACACCACCAAAGGGUGUUAAAUUGGUUCUGAAUGUCCACCUCUGGCUGGCCACAUUCUAGUAACGAUUUUAUUAGCCUGAAUUAUCCACUUUAUUUUCUUGUAAUGGGAUUAGCUGUACUUGAGGCAGCUGAAGACCAGAGGGGACGAAAGUGUGGGAGAGCAUCCGCUGUGUGUUUCAUUAACCCACUCAGGCAGAGGAGUGGAACUGACCAGAAUGUGGUACCCCAGGCCGGAAGUUGUGCCUCCAUCCUCUCCUGAGAGGAGGAGCACGCACAGCUGUCCCAAGGGCUCGUUCCACCCAAGGGAUGUCAGGGGUGUCUGGGUCUGGCUGAGGGAUGCCUCCUUGGGGACAGUUUCUUCCGAUUAUGUUGUAAAGCUAGUAAGACGUGGAUAAGAGGGAGAUCGGCUUUUUCAGAGCUCCACGAGUCGCAGAAUUACAUCUGGCCCCUUUGCCAUCUCAGCUCUUUGCUGGGAACUCCUGACGUUCACUAGGAGGGGUCCCACUUGCUUCACAAGCUCCUUCUCGCUUUGAGCCAAAACACCAUAAGGGCUUAGGGAGGAGUCACCUGCUUGGCACCAAUACAGAUCCUUCUCAUGGACAAAGGCGACAAAGGUAUUACUCACAACAGAAACUCCAUUCAUUCAGUUUCUGAUAUAAGCCAGGAACCAUGGAUUCAGCAACAUUGUGUUAGGCAGUGGGGGUUGGUUAUUCCCAUCUUAUAGGUGGUAAAACUGAGCCUCAGAAAGGUGGUGACAGUGCAGGGCUGAGAUCUGAAGCAAAGUCUGGCUUCACACUUAGGUCCUUUUGGCGGUGCUGUGACUCAGCCCCUCACUGUCAGAGAUAGGCUUCCUCUGCAGAAGCUCCCUGCUGUAUACAGUCCCUGGUGAAUUAGAAGGGCCACCAGAAUGCUAGUUAAAGACAAAGUCCUUGUGCCUUGAUGUAUAUGCUCAGCCCUUCCGAAGUAACUGCCUUCUCCUCUCCCACAUUGUACCUCCCAGCUGUGUUCAAUGGAAUAUCAGAGUCCUGAGAGAUGCUAAUAGCUUUUCUUGUUUGGGAGUUUGAAAAAAACUAUGUCUUUUUCCUCCCUUUCCCAGAUAAAUCCUCCAUGCACCUAAUAUCUUAAAGGCACUGACAAGGUCUGCAGCAGAGAAACUUGCUGAACUCUGUUUAAAAAGAUGUCUCCCAAACUUACCAAAUCCCAGAAGCCUUUACACACAGAAUAACUAUUAAUAUCUUUCAGGAAAAGUUCAAGAAACACUUUUUUAAAUGUUAUCUCUGAUUUUUAAGACUCUGUUUUUAUGAAAUUCUCUGUCCGAGGACUCUGUUCAGGUUGAGCAGACAGUGUUUCCCCUUCGAUUGCUUCUAAACUCCAUGCACAGAUCUACCCUGUCUACUGUGAGGCAACAGGUGAGGCGAGCCUGGGCUUCGGGGUUUCAUCAGGCCUCAGUGUGAGAACUGGCUCACCGUUUAAUAGCUUUGUACAUUUUGGUAAAUCCAUUAAACAGCCUGAGCCUCAUUUUUCCCGUAUGUAAAAUGGGCAGACAGCUGCCUCACAGGAUCAUUGAGGACACAUAAGAGCAAUACAUGGACUAUUCUUAGCACAUUACUGGGCCUGUUGCAUGCUCUCACAUAAAGGGGGUGACUACAGAAAGUGCCUCUGAUGGAGCAGGAGGGAAAAUAUUACAAUGUCCAUUUCUACUUCAGU
Callithrix jacchus (white-tufted-ear marmoset) is the source of this 8045-nucleotide messenger RNA. It is a transcript of the gene RBM19, whose product is annotated as RNA binding motif protein 19. Gene Ontology annotation, molecular function: mRNA binding. The record is from RefSeq and is a predicted model, not a curated record. Lineage: Eukaryota; Metazoa; Chordata; Mammalia; Primates; Cebidae. Gene Ontology annotation, cellular component: nucleolus.